AAAAAUUGUAUUAUGGAGAGUCUGAGAUCUACCCAAGCAUAGAUUAAAUAAAUUCAAAGCUGACUGUGAAUUAUGUGCUGGCCUUCUCUAGAAUAGGAGACAAUAUGAUUAAGCCACCCGUGUGGCUGUAGUACUUUAAUAUUUCACCUAUUCAUCAUAUAUAGAUUGUUGAGCAAAGAACAAAUAAAUUAUGACAAGUAAACGUGGGCAUGGGAAGGCAGGAAACAUUGAACAAACAUCGGCGACCCUAUAAUUGAGAUCUAAAAUGAAACCACAUGAGUAGGUCCAUGACGUUGAACAGCAUGAGAUUCCUCCUGUCUCAUCUUGUUUCUAUAUAAAUUGGGUUCUAAACAAGGGGUUACCCAUCACUUUGCAAGACUAAUUUGUACAGAAUUUGAGUUAGCCUUUUCCAUCUUGUGGGAAAAAGAAAUGGCUCCUUCUCCUUUUCAUCCUAAAGCUUCACGCCAUGCUCGUUCCAUCAGUUUGCCAUCCAGAACUCAUCCGCUUACUCUUCAAGUUGAGGAGCAAUUGCACAGAUUAAGGGCUUCAGAAGCCACCUCAUCAUCUUUGGCGUCGUCAUCAUCAAUAUCUUACAACUUGGGUGGCCUCAAAGAUUUAUAUGACAACGUCAAUGAUUUCCUUCACUUGCCACAGACACAACAAACAUUAGCCCAAGAACGAAGAGAGAACUGGGUUGAUGAGGUUUUGGAUGGAUCUCUCAGGAUGCUGGAUGUGUGUGGUACAGCAAGGGAUGUUCUUUCACAGAUGAAAGACUGUGUGACAGAGCUUCAAUCUUCCCUCCAUAGAAUAAGAGGGGAAUCUGGCCUAGCAAAUGAAGUUGAAAAGCAGCGUGCAUUCUCCUCCCUCUUAGACAAAAACCACAGCAUUGCUGCCAUGGUUAGUGUGCUAAGAGAAGUGGAAGCAAUCACCCUCUCCAUGUUUGAGUCCCUGCUGUCGUUCCUAUCUGGACCAAAGACGAUGUCAAGGCCUAAUGGUUGGUCUUUGGUUUCCAAAUUGAUUAAUAAGAAAUGUGUGGCAGAAGAUGAGGAAGUGAUGGAGAGAAGUGAAUUUGAGAAGGUGGAUGUCACGUUGGGUGCCUUCAUUGGCCAUCAGACACACAAAGGCUUCGAGUUGAGGCAUGUUGAAGCACAGAAGCUUUUGGAAACAAUGGAGUUGAGCAUCCGGGAUUUUGAGAGUGGACUGGAAUGCAUUUUUCGGAGUUUGAUCAAAACCAGAGUCACCCUCCUCAACAUCCUCAACCAAUAGCAUAAGUUGUCUUCCAUCAGUUCCCACAAUUUUUUUUUUCCUUCUAGGGAAUUGCCUUGGGAUUUCACUUUGUACAUAAAAAAGGAAUACAUAUAUACAGAAUAUUCUGAUUAAACACAUACAUCAGUUCAUAUAAAUAUCAAGAGCAUCUUCACUCUUCAUAUCUCUUGUUUGCUUACUUCUAAAAAUUUGCUUAAAUUACAUAUUCUACCAUUCAACAAUUUAUACUGCUUGAUGUAACA
Molecule: messenger RNA, 1508 nt
Organism: Telopea speciosissima
Lineage: Eukaryota; Viridiplantae; Streptophyta; Magnoliopsida; Proteales; Proteaceae
Exons: 2
Coding region: 430-1266 (278 amino acids)
Biological process (GO): root development; shoot system development
Source: RefSeq, a predicted model, not a curated record